CUCUCUCUCUCUCUCACUCUCUCUCUCUACUCUAAGAAAGAGAGAAAGAGAGAAAGAGAGAAAGAUAGAGAGAGAUUGUGAUGGAUAUGAUAAGGGGGGUGGCAGGGAGGUUUCAGAGGAGAGAACAGAAGAGGACAGAGCAGAGAAAACACAGAGAUUUUUCCAGCCAUAUUACCAAUCUCUAAUCUCAUGCCCUAUUAUUAUUAUUAUAUCUCUCCCUCCUUGCCCCUUUCCCCUCUGUCACUCACAUUCAUCAACUCUCCCUAUGAAAAACCCAUAUCCCACACUCUUCCUCUUCCACUCUGAAAACCAAACCCCUCCCACCCGCUUCUCUACAUAUACACCCUCCCUCCCUCCCUGCCUCCCAAACCAGCCACAACUUUCAUCCAACACUUUAUUCUGCAUUAGCUAGGUUUCUCUCUAAACCAAAAACCCUUUUGAGUCCCUUUUCUGAUUUGCAAAUAGACCUCAUGAACCUCGGUCGCCAUUUUGAUCAGCUCGGCGGUGGUCACGUCCACGACAACCAACUGCCUCCAGGGUUUCGCUUCCACCCUUCCGACGAGGAACUCAUCAGCUACUACCUCCUCAAGAAGGUCAUGGACUCCAACUUCACCUGUCGCGCCAUAGCCGAAGUUGACCUCAACAAGUGCGAGCCGUGGCAGCUCCCUGAGAAAGCAAAACUGGGGGAGAAAGAGUGGUACUUCUUCAGCCUUCGUGAUCGGAAAUACCCUACCGGACUUCGCACCAACCGUGCCACUGAAGCCGGGUACUGGAAAGCCACCGGGAAAGACCGAGAGAUUUACAGCUCCAGGACUUGUUCGCUUCUUGGAAUGAAGAAGACUUUGGUUUUUUACCGCGGGCGAGCUCCCAAGGGUGUAAAAAGUAACUGGGUCAUGCACGAGUAUCGCCUUGAAGGUCGAUUUUCUUACAAUUACCUCCCCAGGAACUCCCAGGAAGAGUGGGUCAUUUCGAGGGUCUUCGAGAAGGCCAAGAAGAGCAACGGACCCGAUUGCAAGAAGACCCGAAUGAUUGAGCCCAGCUCGCCUUCUUCCUCCUCGGUCUCACAGCUGCCACCACUCUUCGACUCCUCCCCUUACUACCCAACCGCUCCUUUCUCCAAUGAUGCUUCCCUCACCGACCGUGACAGCUGCUCCCAUGACAACCGCACCCCUAGGGAGCACGUGUCCUGUUUCUCCACCGGCAGCGACCCCGCCAACACCGGCACCUUCAACCAUCUCAUGACUUCCUUGGACCUCGCUCCGCCGCCGCAGCCCCAGACUACUUCCCUCCACUUGUCUGGCGGCUUCGGCGGCCUCUCGGACUUUCCGAGCCUCAGGUCUCUCCAGGAGAAUCUCCAGCUGCCCUUCUUCUUCCAGCAGGGAAUGCAGCCUGAUCAGCCCUACUCCAACACCGCUGGCUCCUUCGACCUCGGCGACUGGAGCUCGCUCGGAAAUAACUGGCGUGCCGCCGCUGCAGAAGAGCCCAAGACCUUGGCUCCGGCCGAGGCUGAUUGCAUGUGGACGUACUAAAAGGAGGGUGGUCCGAGCUGUCGUUCAAAACUGAGACCUGCCAUUUGUGGCGGUCUCUGGUAUCACUAUCGGUAUUUAGUUUCUAUUAUCCAAAACCUAAAGUCACUGCUUAGAAAGUGACCAACCCAGUCUAGUGGACCUAAAUUUCUAUUCCAGUUCAAGUAUGUAAUGACUUUAUGACGACUCUCUUUCCCUAUGGUUUGUGUUUACGUAUUUGGCAAGGUAAUGAUGAUGAUUAAUAAUGUGCUUGUUUGCUGAAGUCGGUUUCUGGGAAAGGUUGAGAGGUAUGUUUUUGUUUUGAUGUUGCAGGAAGAAGAACAGUGACUGGUUACUGAAUCUGCCUGCAAAAUCCAGCUUAAUUAUUAGCUAUUAUGCAGAAGAUUUUUGUCAUAAUUUGGUGUUGCCUUAAAUGGUAUUGCACGUAUGGUUCUGAGAAAUCUGAGAUCAUUGUUUAGCAACAGAAAGGGACUUAUAUGGACACUGUUCAAUGUAUUUUUUGGACCACCCUAUAUGGUUCCCUUAUGCUUAUGCUUAUGGAUUCUGGUUUCAUCACAAGAAACUAAGUUGCUCUUAUCUUUCAUUAUCUUCCAUUGAUUUCUACAUUGGGUUCACCAAUUAACGUAUCACAAGUGUAAAUCUUAUAAAUUGAAAGGUAAGACAUAUUAUAGUUUUUCAUAU
Messenger RNA from Fragaria vesca subsp. vesca, 2207 nucleotides. Its product is annotated as protein CUP-SHAPED COTYLEDON 2-like. The transcript has 3 exons. The coding region runs from base 471 to 1529 and encodes 352 amino acids. Gene Ontology annotation, molecular function: DNA binding. Gene Ontology annotation, biological process: regulation of DNA-templated transcription. The record is from RefSeq and is a predicted model, not a curated record. NCBI's taxonomy places the organism in Eukaryota, Viridiplantae, Streptophyta, Magnoliopsida, Rosales, Rosaceae.